AUGAUUAAGAUAAAUUAUUUGAUAUUGUUAAUAGCAACAUCUCACAUUCUGAUAGCGAAUUGUGGAAUUCUAGACUUUCUUUCGUUAGAAGAAGAAGAAAAUGUUUCGGUACAGGCACGCGAACGUGAAUCUGAUUGUCUCUGCCAAAAAAGUGGACCAGACGGAAGUAAUUGCAUUUGCUGCUUAGACUUUAAUAUAUCUGAAACACUGGACGUGUUGGAUCUUGGACCAGCUUGUGUUCGACUUACUUACUUAUCACAAACCGAUGGAGUUGGAAUGAACUUGACUCUUGGAAAGACAUUUUCAAAGAAAUCUAUUGUCACUUCUGCAAAACCGAGUGCACCUGUUUGCUUAUCAAUGCUCGGAGGCUUAGCAAAGAUGUGUUCGAAAUUCUCUACUUUAACAAGAUCAGCGAGUGGAGGUCUUGUUGGUUGUUUAACAAUGGAACCGAAACUUUUCGGCGAAGUUCCUGUGAAAUUUGACUUUCCAUGUUUUGAUUUAAAUAACGAAGAAAUUCGUAUGAUUGAACCACCGAAAAAAGCCGAAGAUAAUACAGAUGAAAAAGAUGAUGAGUCAUCAACUGAGAGUGUAACUGAUUCGGAUGAAACGAUCGGUGGAUUUAAAGUCGAAGAUAUUCUCACUGUUGUAAGUAAAACAGCUGAUCAGGGUAUAAAAAUCAUAACGGAAUUGCUUGGUAUCGGAGACGAUGAAAAACCUGAGGCAACAGAAGUUCCAGCAGUAGUUGAAAGCAAAACAGUUCCUGAAAUGCCAGUUGCAACUGUUGUCAAUAAAACAGUUACAGAAGCACCGAAAAACAUAACAAAACCCAAUGUGUGAGCUUUCAAAAUUGCACUUUUGAAAGAUUAUUUGAUGAAAUCAUUAUGAAAGUAUUAAAACAUUAAUUUAUUAUGAAGUAGAAUUAACUAGCUCCGAUAAAUUAUUGAAUGAAUAAAAUUAUAUU
Molecule: messenger RNA, 961 nt
Organism: Clunio marinus
Lineage: Eukaryota; Metazoa; Arthropoda; Insecta; Diptera; Chironomidae
Source: the annotation of a GenBank genome assembly